Messenger RNA from Lolium rigidum, 869 nucleotides. RefSeq names its product skin secretory protein xP2-like. Bases 1 to 744 code for a protein of 247 amino acids. The record is from RefSeq and is a predicted model, not a curated record. The transcript is spliced from 2 exons. Lineage: Eukaryota; Viridiplantae; Streptophyta; Magnoliopsida; Poales; Poaceae.
AUGCAGGCUGACAACAGGGACAGGGGACCUGCUGCUGGCGCCGCCGCCGGCCAGGGCAAGGCGCCGACAAUCUGCAGCAGGCUCCAGAGAGCCUUCCAGGCCCGUCCGGCGUUCCGGCCUCUCCUCCGCCUGACGGGCCACUCUCAGGACGGCGGAGCUGCCACUACCGGGGCAGCGCCUGCCACGACGCACGGUGGUGCACCGACUCCGAUUGUGCUGCCGGCACAUGCGCCGGCGCCAUCUCAUGUAGGCAAAGCUCCUAAACCUACGGCACCGGUGGCGCACGGUGGCGCACCGCCUCCGAUUGUGCUGCCGGCACAUGCGCCGACGCCAUCUCCAGCAGGCAAAGCGCCUAAACCUACGGCACCGGUGGUGAUGCUGCCCGCGGUGCCGUCGGGGAAGCCGCACGCUGGCAAGGUCCCCGCGAGCGCUUCUACUACCCUGAGCGCAACCGCAAACAAGGUUGGCGAGAAGGUGGCAGGGUGGAUGCCGGCGCCGGCCAAGGGAGGUGACAAGCCUGCAGCAGGCAAGGUCCCCGCGAGCAGUACUCCUACUACCGUCAGCGCAACCGCAAACAAGGUCGCCGAGAAGGUGUCAGGGUGGAUGCCUGUGCCCACGCCGCCAGCGGCUGUCACGACCGAAAGGCCGCCUGCGGACGCCAAAGCCGAGGACAAAGCGCAGCAGACCAAGGGGAGGGUCAGGGUGAGCUCCAGGGUCCGCAAGGCCUUGAGCUCGUCCAAGUAGGGAGAUGAUCACCUAAAUCACCAGUUCACCACUCACCCGGCUGCAUCUGGAAAGCCGUUACCUGGUUACUCUACUUCUGUAUUUUGCCACAACUGAUUUCAGCUACGAUGUGCGUUUUGCUGCAA